AUCAUAUCAGUAAGAUUUUGAUGACUAUAUAAACCAGACGACCAUUUAGCGCCGAUCAGUCCUGAAUGACUAGUUUGUUGAUUUGUUUGUAAAAAAUACAUAAACCUUUCUUGUAAUCAUGAAUGUAAAAUUUGUUUUUUGUGUUGCUGUUCUUUUAGUUGGACAAGCAAUGUCUGCUUCUUUGUUCGACGGAGAUGAAUUGAAAAGAAUUGCCGAACAAUUUUCACAAUCUGCGUCCUCUAUUUCACAACAUUUUAAAGAAUUUAUUGGUGUUACACCAAAUUCUGACGCUCAAAAAACAAUUGAGAGAUAUAGAGCAUACUUCAUUAAAGGAAUUUCUGAUAUUGAAAAUGAAUCUGUCAAGUUGGGAGAGCUUAUGCAAAAAUAUUCUGAUCCAAAACUCGUUGAAAAAUUUAAUCAAUACGAAAAAGACAUGAAAAAGUUCGCAUUAGAUGCUAAGCAAUAUUUUGAUGAUAAAGUAGGAAAACCAAUUAAUGAUAAAUAUAAGGAUGAUAUAAAAAAAAUAACAGAACAAUUCAUCAAGUAUACCAAAGAAGUCGAAGGUUCCGUCAAUAAACUCAUUGAUAAUACCAAGAAAUACUGAUUAAUAAGCCGGUAAAUGUUCUCCAAAUUCCGUAUUGUAAUUUUAUUUUAUUUUAUUUUUUUUUUUUUGAGACAAAAAUUUUGUAUCUAUAUCUAUAUCUAUAUAUAUAUAUGUUAUGAAAUUAAAAUAAAUCCUAUAUUGUAAAGACUUUAA
Daktulosphaira vitifoliae (grape phylloxera) is the source of this 757-nucleotide messenger RNA. RefSeq lists its product as uncharacterized. NCBI's taxonomy places the organism in Eukaryota, Metazoa, Arthropoda, Insecta, Hemiptera, Phylloxeridae. The transcript is spliced from 4 exons. The record is from RefSeq and is a predicted model, not a curated record. Bases 119 to 604 code for a protein of 161 amino acids.